Messenger RNA from Coccidioides immitis RS, 523 nucleotides. Its product is annotated as V-type H+-transporting ATPase subunit H. Bases 189 to 416 code for a protein of 75 amino acids. NCBI's taxonomy places the organism in Eukaryota, Fungi, Ascomycota, Eurotiomycetes, Onygenales, Onygenaceae. The transcript has 4 exons. Gene Ontology annotation, biological process: vacuolar acidification; proton transmembrane transport. Gene Ontology annotation, cellular component: vacuolar proton-transporting V-type ATPase, V0 domain. The record is from RefSeq and is a predicted model, not a curated record. Gene Ontology annotation, molecular function: proton-transporting ATPase activity, rotational mechanism.
GCGAUUCUACUCUUCGAAAAGAAGAGCCCGUUUCUAUUUUGUUUCUGUUGUGCCCUGAAACUGCGUCUGCAAACCCCACUGUUCCUGCUCUUCGUACCGCAUUCCGCGUACGUUCGACCUGGAACUAUCAAGUCCGCUCAGAAUAUCCCGAAUCUUUAUCGGACUAUAUUCACCUAAUAAUUACAAGAAUGGCGAACGGAUGGAGUAUAAUUAUCGGCCUCGUCUUUGUUGUCCUUGCGAACCUCGUUGCGUGGGUGUUUAGUCCCAAGGGCGAAAACAGAACGGUAUGGCGAAGUUCAUUAAUUCUCGCUUUCACAGCAUGUUAUCUUAUGUGGGCCAUCACGUUUCUUUCACAAUGGCACCCAUUGAUAGCCCCUCAAAGAUCCGAUAUACGGCCGGGAAUGGCUCCCCAUUAGUGUGGGCACGAUGAGGCCAUAUUGAUGAUUUUUUACACUUUCAUUUCCUGGGUGAUAUCCUCUAUCUACUUUUUUCCUGCGAGUUCUACACGUCCAUUUUGGCGUUU